AUGAGCAACUGUCCUCAUAUUUCAAGUCUAUAUCUCACAAGUUAUCUUAAUCAUUAUCAUGGUGUGGAGACCAGUGAGAUCUAUAUCAGCACGGUUCUAUAUCAAUACUCUAGCACUACGUUGAGUGAGCCACAGCAACUACAGUCGCCGUCGGAGAAAGCUCCCUCUCAAGGAAUAUGUCUUGACUCUGCAUCUCUGUUGACUGUGAAUGUCACCUGUGACGCCUUUCCAAAGCGUGGCAUGACCCCUCCACCGAAACUUUCACCGGUGGUGUAUGGGCAGAAGCUAGAAAGUUUGAGCCUGCCCUAG
Histoplasma capsulatum G186AR is the source of this 309-nucleotide messenger RNA. RefSeq lists its product as uncharacterized. NCBI's taxonomy places the organism in Eukaryota, Fungi, Ascomycota, Eurotiomycetes, Onygenales, Ajellomycetaceae. The record is from RefSeq and is a predicted model, not a curated record. The transcript is spliced from 2 exons. The coding region runs from base 1 to 309 and encodes 102 amino acids.